AUUUGAUUGGGAGAUGGUACCAAACCUGUUAAUUAUGACAAUAGCCAAAUAGAGGGAAACACACACUCCGUUUGGUGUACAUUAUGAAGAUUAUAAGUUAGGUAUACGAGGGGUCGCAUCAUCACUAGAUGUAGCGAGACGUACGUCAGUUUGAAUCUCAGUUCACACUCCUGGCCUUCACAAAUAUGUAUGUUCUGCAUGACUUUCCUCUUGUCAUUGAGACGGAUGUUAGGGUAGGAAGUGCACCCCUUACCCUAUAAAAUAAGACGUUGUUCGCUAACAGCUUUAAGGUGUUAUUUUGAACCUUAACGACUGCACCACGUUUAUAGUGUGGUGUACGGCGCAGUAUAGUAUUGACUUAUAUUAUAAUCAAUCCGUUCUCAAAUGUACAUUGCCCAUCUCUCCAUGGAUCCAGACAUACAUUGGUUUCCACUUAUAUAGGUUUGUCUAUUGAAAAAUACCUCACAAAACUCAACCCUUCUCUCCAAUGCACAGGUUGUGAUGGAUAUUUUGCUCAAGGAUCGACGGUCACUUGAAGUGGCCUAAACUAUGAAGGAUGUCUAUGGAGAGUUUCCCACUUGGACUGUGACGUUAACAGCACUCAUCUAUUGCCUUUGUCAGCCAUGUUGGUUUACCAUUGGGUUUUCCACUUUUAGUUAUGAUGGUUUGGCAGGUCAAAGUCAGUAUUGGAGUAUCAUAGCGGGGAAUUGUCUAACCUAGCAUGGAUACACUUUUAACAAGAAGGAUGAGAGGAGAGACUAACUUGCCAUCAAAUGCGAGAUUGCACAUUGCACAUGGGUUUAGUCCAUGUUGAUUUUGAGGGGACUGAUAAGUUCAUUGGGGUUGUGUGCAAAGUUCAUGUUCAGUGUUGCUUUUUAAUUUGAAGCAAAUAGUUGUUUAUUAUUAACACGACUUGUUAUGGUAGUGUAAUUGUGUGCAAUUUAUAAAGGGGAUAUGUUUACUUACAUUUUUUUGUUUUUGUUCUAGUCUUUGUUAUUUUGAGUGAGUACUCCUUUAUCAGUUCUCUAAGCAGACUGACUGACUAGAGACUGACACUCGCAGACCCUCCUCGUCUUCUUCAACAUGCUGAGGAAGGGUUCGGAGUUGCUCCUGGCCACAGGAGGUGACAGGGAGGUGCUGCUCGAUCUGGAUUACGUGACGGGCAAUCGGGGCGAACCCCAAAACACAGACAGCUAUGGGAGUCUGCAGAACGGGGGUUUCAUCCCACCAAGAUAUCUUUCAGCUGCAGCGGCUUCUUCUGACGAUAAUGACGAUGAUGAGGAUGACCCCAUCUAUAUACACUGUGAUAAAACGAGUAGCCGACCGGAACAACCACUAGGGGGGAACUACUUUAGAGAUGGACGAACCAAAAUAGACUUUGUUCUAGUAUGGGAGGUGAAACCGAGAAAGCAUCGCUCCAGAUGGAGGGGCCAAUCUGAGACCAGCGGUCCGGAGGAGGUCGGAGCCAGGGCAGAGGAGGGGAGCAGCAGGUCUGAGCGGAGAAAGGCUCAGCUGGCUCGAUGGAGGGACAAAUUCACCCAAAACCUGCAGAAUGCCGGCAUACUGCUGGAAAAGGAGGAGACGGCGAGCGAGAAGAAAACCAUCCAUUAUCUGAAACUGAGCGCCCCUUGGGAUGUGUUGGUGUAUUACGCAGAGGAGCUCAUUCUGAGAGCACCCCUACAGGCCCAACCAAACCCAAACUUCAACACUUCUGACCGGAUCCUUCGGAAACUAUACAUUCCCAACGUCAUGGCGGAGUCCUUGCCAAACAGGCCACUGGACUACUACACUUGUGCCUUUCGCAAGUCAAAGAUGGAGAAGUUCCUCGGCUGUGAGAACCAUGACACCUAUUUUACUAACACACAGAGACACCGUAUAGUGUAUGAGCUUCUGGCGAGAACGGUGUACGGCAAGAGGAAGAGAGCGGAGGUGGGCGUGGCUCGACUGCUCAACGAGAGGGCAUACACUGCAGCGUUUCCCUUGCAUGAGGGCCCCUUUGAGCUGCCAGAGUAUGAGGUGCGUCCAGAUGAGCUGAACCAGAGGCAGGUCUUGUUCCAGUAUUGGGCCCGCUGGUCUAAGUGGUACAAGUACCAGCCACUUGACCACAUCAGAGAAUACUUUGGAGAGAAAAUAGCCCUUUACUUUGCCUGGCUGGGGUUCUACACAGCCUGGCUGCUCCCAGCGGCGGUGGUGGGGGCCUUUGUCUUUGUGUCAGGAGUCAUGUCCAUGGGGACCAACACUCCUGCCAAGGAGAUCUGUAAUAGUGGGGGCAGCUACCUGAUGUGUCCUCUCUGUAAGACCUGCAAGCCCUGGAACAUGUCUGAUAUCUGCCCCAUGGCUAAGGUGGGCUACCUGUUUGACCACCCCGGGACAGUCUUCUUCAGUGUGUUCAUGUCCUUUUGGGCUGUCACCUUCCUGGAGUACUGGAAACGCAAGAUGGCCACCCUGGCUCACCACUGGGACUGCAUGGACUUCCAGGAGGAAGAGGAGCGUCCGCGGCCUGAGUUUGCGGCCAUGGCUCCUUCUAUAGAGUACAACCCAGUGACGGGAGUGAAAGAGCCCUACUUCCCAGAGAAGGCCCGGCUGUCCCGCACGCUCACUGGCUCUAUGGUCAUCAUCAUCAUGCUGUGUGUGGUUAUGAUUUUCCUGGUGUCAGUGAUUAUGUACCGUGGGAUAGUGAGUGUGAUGAUGUACCGCACAGGCAGUUUUGUGCUGCGCACUCAGGCAGGGAACAUUGCUAAUAUCUCCAGCAGUAUGGUGAAUCUGGCCCUGAUUCUGCUGAUGGGGCAGGUCUAUACUGCGUUGGCACUGCAGCUCACUAAAUGGGAGAUGCACAGAACACAGACCCAGUACGAAGAUGCAUUUACCUUCAAGGUGUUUGUAUUCCAGUUUGUCAACUUCUACUCCUCUCCCUUCUAUGUGGCAUUCUUCAAGGGAAGGUUUGUGGGUUAUCCUGGACGCUAUGGUACCUUGCUUGGCAUGAGAAAUGAAGAUUGUGGUCCAGGGGGUUGUCUCAUUGAACUGGCUGAGCAGCUCUUCAUCAUCAUGGUGGGGAAACAGCUCAUCAGCAAUGUUCAGGAGUUUGUCAUCCCUAAGGUGAAGGCAUGGCAACAGAAGAGGGCGCUGAAUAAGGUGCGGGGAACGCAGAAAUCCCAGGAGCCUCGGCGGUGGGAGGAGGACUAUCAGCUGGUGGAGUGCGAGGGCUUGUUUGAGGAGUACCUCGAGAUCGUGCUCCAGUUUGGCUUCAUCACAAUCUUUGUGGCUGCGUUCCCCCUGGCACCGCUCUUCGCCCUACUCAACAACUGGGCCGAGGUGCGCCUGGAUGCCCACAAGUUUGUGUGUGAGUACCGGCGGCCUGUGGCCGAGCGCGCUCAGAACAUCGGCGUGUGGUUUAACAUCCUGGAGGCCCUGUCGCACCUGUCCGUCAUCGUCAACGCUUUCUUGAUCGCCUUCACGUCGGAUUUCUUACCACGACUGCUCUACCAGUACAAGUUUGACAACGAUCUGAACGGAUAUGUUAAUUUCACUCUGGCCUAUGCUCCUCCCAGCUACACCAGCCAUCCCAUGUGCAGAUAUAAAGCCUUUAGGGACAACAAUGGAAAUUACACUCUGAUUUACUGGGAACUCCUGGCUGUGAGGUUAGGCUUCAUCAUCGCUUUUGAGCAUGUGGUGUUCUUUGUCCUGCGAGCGAUAGACUGGAUGGUGCCGGACGUCCCUGAGUCUCUGGGGCUGAAGGUGAAGAGGGAGCGCUACCUGGCCAAGCAGGCCCUGGCAGACAACCAGGAGGCCCUGUUGGUGAGUCAUCGAGGUUCGGCCUCCAGCCAAGCAAGCAACGCGUCCUUUGGCAACAUGAGUUAGAACGGUAGUCCGGAACUUCUGCACCAAGAGAAGCGUAACAGAUGGAGAGGAGAGGAGGGGUAGAGGGAGAUAAAAGAGAUUCCUUUGCAUUUCGGGUCCCAUCAAUGGAUUUGUUUCCCUGUUGCUCUCCGUCUGUUGUCUAUGGUCAGUCUCUAGGUUUGUUUACGGAAGGGAUGACUUAUCCGCAAAGGGCCGGUGUGGUUGCAGGUAUUUGUUCCAGCCACGCUGUAACACAUCUGAUUCAAUGACCAACUUAUAGUCUUUCAUUAAAACUUUGAUUAGUUGAAUAACAUUUGUUACUGCUGGGCUGGGACAAAAACUGGCAGCUACACUGGCUUUUUGCUGGUAAUAUUGGCCAGAAUGGCCACCACCUGGUUUUCAGUAUGUGAGAGUGGGUUUGUAUUGUUCCAAUUUUUUUGCUUGACUAUUAGCAGAUGACUUGACGUCCUUCAACUCUGAUGAUUUGUAAUGCUCUCACUGUGUUGAAUGGASAAGCUUGAUUUACUCAAACAGUAAUGUUGUCGACACUUUUCUUCAGACAGCCUGCUCUGUUGUGUGUAGGUAUACAUAAAUAUUUAUAUAUGUGAAACUGGAUCUGCUUUUCUAUACUAUCACUACACUAUAUUUGUAUGGAGAUAAAACCCGAAACAUAUCUUGUUGUUUAUCUUGUUGGUAUAAGAGUUACUGCUGUACUACCAUAGAGUUAAAGUCCUUCUGCAUGUGUUACCCGUUUUGUGCCAGCUGUUUUGCAUUUCAAAUGUAAUAAUGUUUACAUACUGUUUUAAUUACUUUAUAUAUCUACUGUAUUUUAGYAAUGCUCAUCCUAUAUAACUACUGCUAUACACACAUUUAUAUUCACAUACUGUCCAUCCUGUCUAUACACAUCAUUCACAGACACAUAUACAGUAUUAUUUAUAUUCCGGACUCAUUUCUGGAAGCUAAUUUCMUGCAAUUCUAUCCAUUUUCCUAUGUGGUUUUGUACUGUGUACUUACAGUAUAUAUUGUAUUCUUGACAUAGCUCAUUGUAGUAUUUAUACUAUUGUACAUUUGAAUUUUAGUUACACUGUUUAUACACAACGCAUAUUUAUUUAUAUGUUGGAUUCUUAGGUCACAUAGGUCACUAAUAUUUCUACUGCUGUAUWUAUCAUUUCUAGUAUAUCUUGUGUAAAUUCAUCCAAUGUAUAUACUGUAUGUAUAGAUUGCAUUUGGAUUACUGUUACAGUGCUAUUUUCGUUGUUAAUUGGAUUCGUUCCAACAAUUCUUGAUUUCUUGUUGUUCUUUUUGUUUUUUGAAAUUAAUUAUUUGUGUACCUGUUUGAUAUUUCACUGCAUUUUUAGGUGCUACUAACAUAAGCAUUUCACUGCACCCGCUACAACAUCUGCUAAACUUUGUAUGCGACCAAUAAACUUUGAUUUGGUUGGAUGAAUUUGACAUUUUUGAUCCUCCAAAUACAUUUUCAAAGUGCUAGAUACUGCCGUUGUCAAAUAAAAUCUCAAAUAUGUUCUCAAAUUUCGAAAUGCCGGAGAACUUAUCUUACCAAAAAAUCCCCUCCUCCCUUCCUCCCCACUUGCUCGGAAACAUGACCCCCUCAGAAACAUGACCCCCUCAGAAAUAUGACCCCCUCAGAAACAUGACCCCCUCAGAAAAUGAGAAAUCCAGACAGAUGAAACCCCUCUGAUUUAUUAGGAGUCAGAGAGAGACAGGUGUUCUGUUAAUGAUUUCUCUCCCUCCUUUCCCUCUUCUCCUACACACCCUUCCAAAAUAUUCCUAUUGCCUUGGGCAACUCUCUCUCUCGCCCUGUCUCUUUUCUCUCUCUCUCGUCCUCUCUACUGCUGUAGCGUUCAUGUUUUGAUUGUUAUGAUUGCUGUGAGUGUGUUGCUUUGCCAUUCAGCCUACAGGAAGUGUGCGCUAGUACAUGUCAACUAGUGGAGACAGGUAUGCAACGUGGACACAGCCUCCAACASACACUGUGUGCGUCCCAAAUGGCACCAUAUUCUAUAUACUGUAGUGCACUACUUUUGACCAGGGCCCAUAGGGCUCUUGUCAAAAGUCAUGCACGAUGUAGGCAAUAAGAUGCUAUUUAGGACAGAGACACUGUACUAAUAGUUCUCCCAAUAUACCUCAACACCACACUUAACAGAGCAGUGAAGCACUCAAAGGCAGGGAGUGAGAACCCAUAACACCACCCAAUGGUAUUCAGUUGAUGUGUUGACUGAAAAGUGUCAACUUGUCAUUUAUCCACAAACAAGUUGCCAUUGUAAGAUUGAAUGUACACUAUUGUGUAGAGUAGUUAUGAAAGCACAUCAACUGCCAACUAUAAACAGAAUUUAUAUGAUUGUGUACAUUCAUAUAAUGUUAAUUGUUAGACAUCAUGAAAAUAAAACUCAGAAAGU
This is a messenger RNA of Salvelinus sp. IW2-2015, 6251 nucleotides long. Its product is annotated as anoctamin-7-like. The record is from RefSeq and is a predicted model, not a curated record. Gene Ontology annotation, biological process: chloride transmembrane transport. Gene Ontology annotation, molecular function: protein dimerization activity; chloride channel activity. Gene Ontology annotation, cellular component: plasma membrane. Lineage: Eukaryota; Metazoa; Chordata; Actinopteri; Salmoniformes; Salmonidae.